Molecule: messenger RNA, 2605 nt
Organism: Lagenorhynchus albirostris (white-beaked dolphin)
Lineage: Eukaryota; Metazoa; Chordata; Mammalia; Artiodactyla; Delphinidae
Gene: RNASE13
Product: ribonuclease A family member 13 (inactive)
Exons: 3
Coding region: 1138-1599 (153 amino acids)
Molecular function (GO): nucleic acid binding
Source: RefSeq, a predicted model, not a curated record
GAUGGGGUAGGGGAAAGAUGUAGGAGGCACAGACCAAGGAACCCACACCCCUAAGCUAAUGAAAAAACAGCAAUGAAAAGUUGAGAGAUCGCCAUCUCUUCUGGAGUUUAGCCUACUCAUGUAUCACCUCAACUCCCCACAGUCCCACCCUCUCAGAGGAGCCUGAGCUAGGAAGGGCCCCAAGAGAUGUCAGAAGAGAACCUUCUGGGCUGAGGAGGAGUGGUCCAGAGGCCUGCAGAGGGAUUUAAGGAGCGGCCCAAGCACGCGGCUGGCUGGAAACCUAAAGGACAUCGUCCAGGUGGACAGGAACCAGCUUGAAUUUGCUAGAGUCCCCUUCCUGGGGAGGGUCACAGGCCACGAUGUUAUGUUGGGCGUCUGACAAGUGGCGGCCACACCGGAGAAGGAUUCAUGCACGAAGGUGUUGAGGAUCAUGGCCUGUGAACCAGAGAAGACAUCAAAGGAAACCCAAGAACUUCGGGACUUCUUGCAAGGAGGCUGGAACUAAGUGUUCUGAUGACACCAGAGAGGCGGAGACCAGAAAGCAAUGUCUCUUUCCUCCCCCCCAUCCACCCCCGUCAGCACAGGGGCUCCUCAAACCCAGGGGACACUCCUUCGUCUCAGACUGGUCUUCAUCCAGAAACCUUUCUAGCCUCUUCUUACCUUUGGGCUGUCCUUGGCCUCAGGAAGGAAGAAUCCCACCCCUGCCCUGCUGUCCUCCAGCUCCUGUCCUUCCACUUCAGUCAGAGAAGUGUAGCUGAGCCUGUCCCUUCUGGAAUUUCUGCAUUUUUACCAGAAGGAUUAACUGGGCCAGGGAUAAACGGGAAGCGUCUCUCACCCAAGGACCAGUUGGACCUCGUAUUUCGUAAGUGUUACAGCUCCCGGACUGGGUGAGGCUGAGACCCUAAAGUAGAUCAAGCUAGAGGUGGCUGACCAGAUGGGUGACCUUGGGCAAAUGUCUCCUCUCUCUGAGGCAUGAAGACUUGGGCCAGAUGAUCUCUGAAGGACAGUCCGGCUUUGAGGGCAUAGGGGAAGGCACAUGGGGGAGACUGGGGGCACGCUGGAAGCUCUGGGAAGGGGCGGAGAGCCACUCGAGACCCACCUCUGCUUCCAACCACCUUAACUCUGCCAGCAGGAAGAAUGGCACCCCGUGUGGUCCAGCUCCUGUUCCUCCGGCUUGUUCUAGAGCCAGCUUUGGUCGAAAACAUCCAGCUACAGCUCGCUAUCAAGAACUUCCGUACCUUACAUAUCGACUAUCCCAAGGUUAACUACGCAAAGCGUUUCCGGGGCUACUGUAGUGGUCUGAUGUCCUAUGUACGGGGCAGACAACAAAGCUGGUAUUGCCCAAAGAUCCAUUAUGUCUUACAUGCCCCGUGGACAGCCAUCAAGAAGUUCUGCAAGUACAGCGAGAGCUUCUGUGAGAAUUACAAUGAAUAUUGUACAGUCACCCAGGACUCCUUCCCCCUCACAAUCUGCUCCCUGAGCUCCAAGCAGCCACCCACCAGCUGCCACUACACCAGCACCCUAACCGACCAAAGGCUCUAUCUGCUCUGCUCCCAAAAGUAUGAUGCUGAACCGAUAGAUAUCAUGGGCCUCUACUAGGGAUGGGACGUGUUAAGUCUGAACUAGCCCCCCCUACUGCCGCUACAGACCAGCCUGUCCCCACUCCUGAAGCUCUGAUCCCUGGUACAAGGCUUCCUUCCUGGCUUCAAAUGUAGGCAGGAUCCCCUCCCAGGAGACCAGGGAGAUAGGAAAUAUGUCCAGAGCUUUGGUCACCAUGCAAAGUUGUACUGUCUUCUAGGCUCUUUCUAACUUGUUUAUCUCCCCCCAUCACUCCUGCCACCACCCUCCCUCUCUCACGGACAGUUUCACCCACCCAAGAAGCUGACUGUGUCCAGUUGGCAGUGACAGUCCAUCUACUGGGCCAGAUCCUGUAUCGUGGCUGGAGGCCCAGAGCCUCAGCUCACACCAUGGUACCAGUUCCGAGUCUCAAAUCCCCUUCCCUGCCACCCUUCCCUUCUCAGUCUUCCCCAUUUCCCUUAUGAUUCCCUCUACUCCCUCACCCACAUGGUAGGUAUCUCCAGCUAUAGGAACCUCCCUGAGCGUCUUAGAGUCAUAUUAGCUUCAUUUCUCCAGGCCACGCUCCCUCCCCCGAGCUCUCAGUCUGUUCCUCUCUAUGGAAUCACUGAUUUCCUUUUCAUGUAACCUGUCCUUUCUGUCCUCCUUCCACCACGGAGCCCAUUGCAGUCUCUUCCCUACACACCCAACCUCUUUAGUCACCCUUUAUUCUUCUCUGACCUCUUUUCCUUCCAUCCGUCUCAGCUUGGUUCACUGGAUUUCCAAAUUAUCUUCUCUGACCUAUUCCCCCCAGAUUCCUGCAUCCUUUUAUUUCCCAACCUCCUCCUAACAUCCCCCAAACUCCAGAAUCUGCCUCUGACAAGGCAGGGGUGAAGUGGGCCCAGCUGUAAUCACAGAAGGAUUUAAAACCAUAUCUGAAUUAUGUAAGAUAUAACCAUUGGAUGAAACUGGGUGAAGGGUACAUGGGACCUGUCUGUACUUUUUGCAUCUGCCUGUGAAUCACUGCAAAAUAAAAAGAUAAAAAAACACA